CACACAGUCGCGUUUUCACUGUGUCCUCUUGUGUUCUCAGCACAAGGCUGGCACACUGCUCUCUGUGAGCAGUUAUUUUCACCCCGUCUCUCGGGAGCCUGAGAAAAAGACCUGAACACUCUGCCUAAAUCAGUUGCGGCUUUAGCAGCCAUCGGCUGUUUUGGUUUUUGGUGGAAGAAUAAAGUGAAUAGACUAAGACAGUCCUCAAGUUCCAAAGCUGCAUUUCUUCUGAGAUGGAACGUGUGAAACUUUGGGUGGUAAGGCUCCUGCUUGUGCUGCUGUGCUCAACCCAGGUGCCGUUCUCUGCUGUAGUAAGUGCCCAAGACUUGAAUGAAAUGGAGGAAAGCCUCCACGUUAGAAAUGCUGAGGAGGUUAUGGCUGAAGAAGCUGAAACAGCUGAGGGUGGUGAUGGCACUGAGGAAGAUGAUGAACAUGUAGAAGAGGAGAAAGAUGAUGAAGACUCAGAUGAUGAUGAGAUAGAGACUGAUGAACAAGUGGAAGAAGAAAAAGAUAAAAAAGAACAGGAGGAUGAGAAGGAGAUAGCAGAGGAGGAAGCUGAGGAGGAAGAUGACAAGACUGAUAAGAAAGAGGAAGAAGAAGGUGAGGCUUCUGAUGAGGAAGAUGAGGAUGAUGCAGAAGAGGAAGAAUCUGAAGAAGAAUAUGCAGCAGAUGAAGAUGAAGAGGAGGAGGUGUAUGAAGAUACAGAUGAGAAUGGCGAGGAGAAGGUAGAUGAAGAUGCAGAUCGCGAGGAGGAGGUUCAUGAGGAAGUCCCAGCUGAUAAUGAGGAAGAUGACGAGGAGGAACCAAGAGAAGAGGAUGACGAUAAAGCAACUCAAGGAGAUAAGGAAGAGGAGGCUGACAGUGCUGAAGAGGAUACACAUGAGGAUGACUCUGAAGAUGAAGAUGAUGAGUCUGAAGGUAAAGACACAAAGGACAACCAAAGUGACUCAGAUGAAGAGGAGGGAGCUGCUGACACUCCACAGUUCCACUCUGGAUCUUUGUGUAGUGUUUGCUCCAUUUGUGAGCAUUGCUCUAAUGACUGUGCCAAGUGCCCGUGUGAGGAAGGAGACGAGUCUGAUCACUGCGAGCACUGCCAAGGUUGCUCAACCUGCUACAUUUGUCCCAUUCUUUGUGACACAGUUUGCACACCGGGUGGUCUUGUUGAUGAGCUAACUGGAUCCCUCUUGCAGACUGUUGCCUCUCUGCUCUGAGCUCCCUGGGAAUUAUGUUAAUUUGCUUAUGUGGGAAACUACUCCCCUGACUUCACCACAUCAAACAUGAGCUUUUCAUGAAACAAAAGCAAAGAAAUAUUUAUGUUUUAAAUCAUACUUAAAGCUUUCUUGUAAGAAGAACAGGAAAAAAUCAGUGUGCACAGGUUUUGCAAAUAUGAUUUCUUCUUUCUGCCUUUUUCUCUUCUUUUGUCUUUUUAUUGUUAUAAAAAGAUAUAUAAAGGUUGACACACUUGAGAUGACAUGAAUCAUGCAGACAAGAAAAUAUAUAUAAAAUACAUAUAAAUGGCAAAAGCAGAAGUGUUUAUAGUCUAUAGUAUGACUGCAGUAGAGGCCAAAAGGAACAUGAACAUUAUGAAAAUUUGCAAUUUCUCAGGUUGUGUCCUUUUUGAGUUCUUUUGUCUUGCAUCCUGUUAGAGUAUAAUUUAAUGCUAAAACAUUGUAUUACCUGUUUUUUCAUUAUCCAGUAAAUAUUGUUGUUCUUUUGAUAAAAAUGUGUUCAGCGUAGCUGAUUUGUGCAUCAUGAGCAUCCUUUAGCUUCUGUGAUUCAAUUGCUACACUCUGAUUGGUUCACAAUAAAGAAUUGGGUUCAGAAAGGGAAGUUGUGGGUUAAAGAUUUGGUAAACAAUCCGAACCGAAAGGCAGUAAGGCACAUGUGCAAAUGUCAGAUGUCAUGACUUAUAUUCCUCAAGGGGUAAUUCAGGCACUUAGUCUUCCAUAACACACAGAAACUUGUAUAAAAAAAAUCAAAUUACCAAAAGGGAAAAAUGGUCCAAAUCAAAGCCGAAACUUGAUACCAACAUUUUAAAAAUCUUUUCUAACAAGUAAACAUUCAAACCUGUCAAUCAAACAGGGACCCUUUUGUCUCUUUUGUUAGCAGUUUGUUGUCUUUAAGCUCAAACCAAAACCGCCGUGCUUAUUUUGUCAACAGACUGCCACAGACCAAGAGGUAAGGCAUGGCUGCUUUAAAGCAGUACUCAUUGUGACAAAUGAACCAAAGUAAAUAGGAAAAAUUAAUAUAGUGUACUCAGAAGUAAACAUCGGAAAAUUCCAUGUGAUAAUAUUUUUGAAAUAAAACAAUACAUUUUUAUCUAAAUUGGUAAGAUAUAGUGUGAUCUUUUUGAGAUUCCCCGCUAGUUAGAAAACAAAUUUUGUUCAUUUGUCAGAGAUUUGGCAAAUAAAAGAAAAAAAAAACCCCAACAACAAACGGCAACAAAUUGUCAAAGUCACAAAUGUUGUCAUGUCAAGAUCAAGUCUCUCACUGAUCCACACAGUCAUUAUUUGUCAUGAUAAACAAUCACUUUCAUUUGCCUAUAUAUGUUCAGUCCGUAACACGCCAUGGUCUUUAAUGUUUUGGAAAAAGGAGGUGUUGUGUGUUUGCUGUAUUUCUGUUCUGCAUAAACAAGAAGAGAACUGGGCCUAAUGAAGCAUAGUGAUGAAUGUGUGAGGACAUGAAGGACAGAAAACCUUUUUGUGUAGAUUCACUUACCAAAGUGAUGUGUGUACAAACACAAGACUGAGUGACAUUAAACAUUGCCAGGUAACAGACAUGCUGCCCGUGUGAUACAAAAAACUGCAAAUCUCUGUACCUUUACCUAACAAUAUUUUGUAAUAAGUUGACAUAUGAAUGAUGGACAUUGAUUAUUGGAUUUUAUAAAUUUGUCUCUGCUGUUGACUGACUAGUGUAAUUACUAAUCAUGUAAUAAUUAU
Messenger RNA from Neolamprologus brichardi, 2939 nucleotides. RefSeq lists its product as uncharacterized. Gene Ontology annotation, molecular function: calcium ion binding. Lineage: Eukaryota; Metazoa; Chordata; Actinopteri; Cichliformes; Cichlidae. The record is from RefSeq and is a predicted model, not a curated record.